AUGCUUAUCAUUGUGGGCUCCUUCUCAUUUUCCUCCUUGGAGAUUCGGCUCUCGGCACGCCAUUACGAAGAACAAAUCCAAGGUCUCAAGGCGGAACGUCAAAACCUCGCUCGGGAGCUUGAUGGAAAGCUUGACAAAUCCUUGAUGAAAAGUCUGCUUGUGAGUUGUUUAAGGCUGCCUCCCUCCAAGAGACCAGACGCCUUUCGGAUGUUAGGACGUAUACUAGAAUUCACCCCGGACGAAUGCAAUGUGCUUGGCCUCAGUGAGCCUGUUGGCACGAACUGGCGCGACUGGUUCAGGAUGACCGGAGCACAUACGUCCACGGGCGAUGAAGAUUCCCAAAAACGAUCGUUCAUUGAACUUUUUGCGGAAUUCCUCGAAAAGGAGUCUGCCCCGCCAACCCAAAUCAAGUUACCGACAGACCACCUGCAAUCCAUGAGCCCACAGAAUCAGUCUCAGGUGGCACGAAGGUUGCGCGCCGAUUCCACUUCGACAGUCCAGCAGAGGAGCGUUGCUGAACACAGUGGACAACCGGCUCCCCACAAUCUCCCCUUCCCUUCGGACACUGGCGUACCACCAACUGUCCCGCUGUUUAUACCUACCAUCUCCAGCUCCACACCCCCAAAAGGCGCGUCAGCCAAUCCACUUUUGUCAGCUUUCGUGCAGAAGUGA
Dibothriocephalus latus is the source of this 672-nucleotide messenger RNA. The record is from the annotation of a GenBank genome assembly. Lineage: Eukaryota; Metazoa; Platyhelminthes; Cestoda; Diphyllobothriidea; Diphyllobothriidae.